UGUACUGUCAGAAAUUGCGGGAAAUCAGUAUUUUUUUUUAAUAAUAUCGAACAUAAUUUUUAAUAAAAACAUCUAACAUCGGUUCUAAUGGCUCAGUCUCAGUAUUUUAAAGUGGUGCAUGUGCUGGAAACGGGGGAGAUAGAACCGAUCCCCAUCAAUGGGAAGUUAAUGGGACUCUCUACUGGCCGCAAAAUGCGCACCUGGUUAGAAAGUUUCAAUCCAAGAUAGAUAGUGUGCCAGACAAAAGAACCUGGAAAACUUAUAGAUGCAAUGUAAAAGAAACGAAUAUUCCUUUAUUCAUGUAUGCUUCUGCAAGCUGCCAGAAAUUUAUAGAUGCCGGUACCACAUCAGCCACCGAAGAUGAAGACGAUGAAGCCCCUCCGCCCAAAACAAAAAAAUUUAAGACAUCACAAUACAUAUCCACCAGUAAGACUACAUUGUCUCAUCAAACUCCGGCCAGCCAGUCCACGUCCAGUUAUGAUUUCGGUAGCAUUGCUUUUGGGGCCAAUACACCUUUAAAAUCUACCAAAGCUACAAAGCUGAAACCUAAAAAAACAAAUAAACAGGUUGUUAAGGUGCCUACAAUUAUUGAAACAAACAAAAUCUCUGAAGAAAUUCUGAUGCCCCAAAAGGAGAUCCAAGAACAGAAAAUAAUUGAUCUACUUACUGCAGUGAAAAAAGGUCAAGACAACAUCCUUGCUGCUAUUACAGAUUUGGGUUUGAGAUUGGAUAGGGUCGAACAAAUAAUCCAAAAAGAUGUUUCCGAUGUGGUGUCAUUGGGAGAAGAUUUCCAGUUGUUUCCCAUCAGAGAGCCGAAAUAUGUAUUCAAAUUAGAAAAAGACUUAAACAAUGAGGACUUUAGGAAAAAAAUAUUUUCACACUUCGGCAGAAUUAUUGGAACAUCAACUCCCUGGAAAACGGCAUGUUACAAAUUAUGUAACAUAAUAUUUACUAAGGAAGUGCUAACAUGCUUUUCUUGGACAGGCAUGAGCCGAAGGAAUAAUAAAGAGUCCUUUAAAAAUUUAAAAAAUGCUCUCGAUAUUUUUUAUAGAGCAGUAUACAAAGCUGACAAUACAUUUUCAUAUCCUCAAAGGGAUGCUUUCUUCCGAGACGGCAUUUUAAAACACAGUAAUACGCGUUUAAAACAAAGCCAAAAACUAAAGCAAAGGAAUGGCAAAGGAGUAGAAAAAGAAAGGGAAGAGGAAGGAAAAACAGGAGAAGAGGAAGAAGAGAAUGAAAAUGAAGAAAUGCAGGAUUACAGAGAAGCACCUGAUAAAAUAGAAGAGGAAUUGAAAUUGGAGUAUGGUGAAGAAGAAAAACAAAUGAUGGAGCAGGAAAGAGAAGAAAUGAUGGAGCAGGAAAGAGAACAAAUGAUGGAGCAGGAAAGAGAAAUAAUAUUUGAAUAUGAGGAAAUAGAAGAUUCCGAUAAAGAGGAGGAUAUCAAAAUUUUGAGGCAAAAUUGCCAUUCGGUAGACAAUUAUUGGUAAUUGCGUAAGCAUGCAGGGCCUCCAUUUUUUACCCUUCGCUUCGUUAUCGAAUGUAUUCGUUUCAUAUCUGUUUAGUAUACGAAGCGAAUACAUUCGAUAACGAAGUGAAGGAUCAAAAAUCGAGACCCUUCUGUUUUAUUUCUUGCCAAUAAAAAAUUAGUUUUAAUUUCUUAGUCUUAGUUUUUAUUAAUACUUUUGUAUUGUUCGUCCGCUAUAACUUUUCCCAUGCAUCACGAUUCAUUUUCAAACAAAUUAAGUCAAAACAUAAAGUGAAACGAACGUUGAUGUGUAUAUACAUUUUGUAUACUAUAUACUACAUAUAUUGGCGUACGUUUCACUUUAUGUUUUGCCUUAAUUUGUUUGAAAGUAAAUUGUGACGCAUGGGAAAAGUUAUAGCGGACAAACAAUAUUUACUUCUAUUUUAAAUGUUGCUUGUUUAGAUUUUAAGGGUAGAAAUGUAAUCUAAAUAAAACAAUAAAAGACUGAAUUUUAUAAA
Molecule: messenger RNA, 1983 nt
Organism: Diabrotica virgifera virgifera (western corn rootworm)
Lineage: Eukaryota; Metazoa; Arthropoda; Insecta; Coleoptera; Chrysomelidae
Exons: 3
Coding region: 300-1487 (395 amino acids)
Source: RefSeq, a predicted model, not a curated record